Bactrocera dorsalis (oriental fruit fly) is the source of this 2651-nucleotide messenger RNA. RefSeq lists its product as uncharacterized. The record is from RefSeq and is a predicted model, not a curated record. The transcript has 2 exons. Bases 279 to 2420 code for a protein of 713 amino acids. Lineage: Eukaryota; Metazoa; Arthropoda; Insecta; Diptera; Tephritidae.
CCAAUGCACAUUAGGUCAAAUGAGCGUUUUUUCUGUGCAAAAGUGAUAAAAUCAAAGUGCCGUUUUACUUUUGUUGUUGUUGUUUUUUAAUUGGAAAUACUCCAAAACAAAGACGCGUGUUUUUUGUUUGUGCUAAAUAUAGAGUACCGUUACACACGUGUGCGUCAAAGUCAGUCGAUGCAAGUCUUUCAACAAAUGUGAUUGCAAGUUUAGUAGUGGUUGGUCAUCUUUAAGAGUGUGUUUAUCGAAUUGUGGUGAUAAUAAUUCAUUAGGGGAAAAUGGAAAAUAAAGCUACAAGAAGCCUCUGCAUAAAAAAAGCUGAUUUGUUUGAUAUAUGGCGAAAAGAAUGCACAAAAAAAGGAAAGUUUGAUGCUGUUUUAAAAUAUGUAAUUGGCAAAAUUGAAGUUAAUAUACUUUCGGAUGAAAUUGAGAAACAUAUAUCGCAAAUAUUACAUUUUUUUUGCGUAAAAUUGGCAACAAAGUGGGAAAAAUCUCACAGAAACAUAAAUACCUUUAAAAAACAAAAUGAAGCGUGGCUUAAUACUGAAACAAAUUUUGUGCUAUAUGAAAUUUCUAAAAAAGCACCACCUACCACUGUUGGACGUCCACGUCUGCCAUUCAGCGCCAAAUCAGAUUUCGGAAAAAGAAAAGAAGCCGCAGACCUAUCAGCUGAAAAAGCUGAUACUAAUCUUCUAGUUCGCGCAGCAGCAACAUCGGCUCGUACACAAGGUGAUACUGAUCUGGCUGCAGUCCUGAAAGAAAGCAUGGAAAGUCCAACAAGGCCAUCAAAAAUGCGGAAAUUUGUUAACGAGGAUCCCAAAAAGCCAAUUCCUUAUUCAGCGGAUGAGGCUUUAGCUUUUCUUCUUGAGCAUAAUUUUUCAAAAGAGCAGUAUAAUGCAAUACGCGAUGGAAGCAAAAAAAGGAACAGCGACAUAUAUCCUCAUUAUAACAAAAUUGCAGCCGCAAAAUUAAAAUGUCGACCUGAGGGUAUAGAAGCAAGUGAGACCCUAGCCAAAGUUCCGUUGCGAAAUAUUUUACAACAUACGGCUGAAAAAAUUGUUGAUAUGCAAAGAGAAGUGUUCCAAGCUGUAAUGGAAGCGGAAAAGACAAAUUUUGUAAGCUCUGAAUUGAUAUUAAGCUACGGAUUUGAUAGUAGCACUGGUCAAGCUCAAUUUAAGCAAGCAUUUAAUGAGCCAGGUUCGUCAAAUAGCAGCGAUAGCUCCCUAUUGGCUACAACAGUCAUUCCCUUAAGGUUACUGCUCUCAUCGGGUAAACCAAUUUGGAACAACCGCACACCGCAGUCUGUAAGAUUUUGCCGUCCCAUUAAACUGGAGUACAUAAAAGAGACAAAAGAAGUGGUUUUAAAGGAGCACCUGAAAUUAAAAAAUGAGAUUAAUGCCUUGAAAACCCUAACAAUAUCAAUUGGUGAUGGAAAAUCUGUGGAAGUAUCCUUUAAAUUAUUUUUAACACUAAUUGAUGGAAAAGUUUUAAACAUUAUAACUGGGACUAGAUCAAACCAGGCUUGUUCCAUUUGUGGUGCUACCCCUAAAGACUUUAUGAACACGAGUAAUUACAAAAGUGAAGUAUUUCAUGCAAAAGAGGAAACCUUAAAAUUUGGAAUUAGCCCCCUUCAUUGUUGGAUUAGAUUUUUUGAAUUUUUAUUACAUUUAGGCUAUAAAUGCAAAAUACAAAAGUGGCAGAUACGAGGAGAAGAUAAGUUACCUGUCUUAAAAAGAAAAGUAGACAUUCAAAACGAUUUUUGGAAAAAGCUUGGACUUCGCGUAGAUAUGCCCAGAGUAGGAGGCUCCGGUUCCACAAAUGACGGGAACACUGCUCGUCGAGCUUUUACUGAACACACUAUUUUUUCUAAAAUAACUGAUGUUGACGAAGACCUUAUAUUUCGUUUCAAAAUAAUUUUGAGUUGUCUAUCCUGCGAGUUUGAAAUCAAUUCAAGCAAAUUUGAAAUAUAUUGCUUUCAAACAGCAAAACGUUUUCAGGAGCUAUAUCCCUGGCUGCCAAUGAGUUCUACAGUCCAUAAAGUACUAAUACAUUCAAGAGAAAUAAUAGAAAAUACUGCACUUCCCAUGGGGUUUUUUGGAGAACAAGCUGCUGAAUCGCGACAUCAAAUAUACAAAGCCGAUAGAUUACAUCACGCUCGUAGAAACAACCGCACCAAUAACCUAUUAGACAUAUUUAAUAGGGCUAUCGAUACAUCAGAUCCAUUAAUUUCCACAUUUUUUUUAAGUAAACGCAUUCAAAAGAGGAAACGUAUCACACUUCCUCCUGAAGUCAUUGAAUUAUUAUGUUGCAGCGAACCCUUAGAAGAUUUUCAACUUAACAACCAAGAUGAUGAAAUUAAUGAAACUGAGGAGGAACUUUUUAAUUUAAAUUUACAUAAUGAAUUAGAUUUAUGUGAUUAACUAAUUGUUUCAGUACAAAUAAAAUUAAUAAAUGAAACAAUGUAUUGUUUUCAUUAAUGGCUGCAAAAGGAGUAAUUUUAAAUUUUGGUCGUUAGAGGGUUAAUUUCCACUUUUUAUAAUACAGUUACUCCUGCUUCUGAAAUCCUUACAGGUUUUGGUUUGAAUAGCAUAUAUUUGUAAUCGUUAUUAAUUUUGCACAGAAAAAACGCUCAUUUGACCUAAUGUGCAAUG